GUUUCGCGUUCGAAACUUCAAAAACUAUCGCGCUACCGUGCUAUAUCAUAGAACAAUGGCUAUUAUUGUUAUAGUCGCUUAUUGUUUCUCUGUUUCCACUGCAUAAUAAUUAAUGAUUUUUAUUGAAUAUUUUAAUACCCGAUGAUAACUAUAAUAUUUUAUGCACGCCCGCGACCUACAUUGAUGGACAGAUCGACAUUGAACGUGAUGUAAUAUUUUAGCGAUUAUAAUAAUUACGUUCGAAGCCAGUAUUGUAUUUGCGAUGAUAACGGACGGCUGAAAACUGUGCAGACAUUGAUCAUGGGUAUUGAUUAUUCUUUUGACCGGCUCGAUCGCCAUCGAUUCAGUUGUAACAACGAUUUAACUGAUUUUAGAUUGUAGGUACAGGUAUUACAACCUUGUUAAUCGUCUGUUCGGCGUAUCGUAUUUAAAUAAACAACGAUAAUUAUUAUGAUAAUAACAUGUACCUACACGGUAGCCGGUUCGGUACGAACAAAUCGGACAACUUACUGUUAUGUAUAGACAGUGUAAUACGCUUCGAGUAACUAUGAUAAUAUGUAAUUAUAAAUAUUCGACCACUGGCUGCCUUUCGACACGCGAGACGGAGGACAGACGGACGCUGGCACUGCAGUUAUCGACUGACGAUCUUAUUAUUACUAGUAAAUUAAUAAUAAAAUAAUAUUACUACGUUAUGAUGUGUGCAAGCCGAGAAUACAGUAGCGCCGAUCGUUCUCGGAUGAUCGCACAUGCGUCCGAUCGGCAACCACUGUUGUCGGGUACCUAACGAAACGAGUACCUAACGACCUAUACUCGUCACAGUCGUCGUUCGAUCGAUCGCGGUUUCGCGUUUUUUUGUCAGACAAAUAAUUGCACACACACAUGUGUUACCUAUCCACCUCAGUCCGCAACCGAUGGCAGUCCGACCUGAGAAAUUCACCAUGAGGAGCAUUGCUCGAGUAGCGUUCGUCCUGAUCGCCUACAGUGCAUCCCGUGCAUGUGCAAGAUUUUCAUUCAAUACCCAGGACUUGGUAUUGUUAGUGAAUGAUUCGGCAACACUCACAUUGACCUUAACGGACAAUGUACCAGGAAAUACCACAUUAAUCCUCAGCACUAAUCAUAAAGACUUACUGACGACAAAUAUUUCAAAAAUAGAAGUCACCAAUUCUACAGGUCCAAAUGUAUGGCCAAUAGAGUUGUUUGGUCAUGAUGCCGGCCACGAUUUAUUAAAAGUUGAUGCUUAUCCUGCUUCCAUAAAAUCUAGUGAUGCUUUUGUGCGAGUCACUCUGCAACAUUCUAAUGAAUUGGCUUUAUUCAGUGUUGUUGUUGGAUGGAUUUAUUUUGUUGCAUGGUCAAUAUCAUUCUAUCCUCAGAUGUAUGAAAACUGGAGACGUAAAAGUGUUGUGGGUUUAAAUUUUGACUUCAUUGCAUUGAACUUGAUUGGAUUUAUGUUAUAUUCGAUGUUCAAUGUUGGUCUAUGGAUACCUGAAAUUGAAAAAGACUACUCUGCCCGAAAUCCUCGUGGACUAAAUCCAGUUCAAUUAAACGACAUUUUCUUUUCUAUUCAUGCUGUAUUUGCUACUUUAAUAACUGUGGCCCAAUGUUAUUUUUAUGAGAAAGGUGAUCAACAAGUUUCUCGGACAGCGAAAUCAAUCAUGUCCUUUUACGGAUUACUAAUAGCCAUACUAUUAGUUCUAGUAUAUUUACAAAAGAUAGUAUGGCUGGACUUCCUUUAUUAUUGCUCAUAUAUAAAGUUGACCAUAACACUUAUCAAAUAUAUUCCACAAGCGGUAAUGAAUUACAAGCGUAAGAGUACAAUUGGUUGGAGUAUCGGCAACAUAUUCUUAGAUUUCACAGGAGGAUUACUUAGUAUAUUGCAGAUGAUUAUCAACGCAUAUAACUACAAUGAUUGGGCCUCAGUAUUUGGCGAUCCGACCAAAUUUGGUUUGGGUUUGCUGUCAGUGAUUUUCGACAUAUUGUUUUUCCUGCAACAUUAUGUAUUCUACAGUGGAGUUAACUACGCAGAAUUUGAAAAUUGUAAUGUGGUAGAAGUGGAGAAUGAUGAGGUUACUAAUUCAGAAGAGCACACUAAACCAACUGAUAAACCAGAUGACCAGAUAUGUUAAAAAAAAAAUUGUUAUCAUUUUUAACUCUAGACUUUGAUAAGUCAACAAUUUAACUAUGCUAAACAUCUAUAUUGCAUAGGUACAUCUAAACAAGACUGAACUUAUCCACUAACACCAAAGUUAUUUUAAGAUUUACUUAUUUUCUUUUGUACAAUAUUUAUACUAUGUUUUAUACUUAUUUAAUAACUUUAAUUUAAACAUAAAUGUGAAGUACCAUUUUUUAUUGGAGAAACCUAAUUUUUUCGAUCAAAACUUUUAGGCAGAGAUUUUAGGGUUUCAGGUGGCUUGGCUAUUUACAAAGUCAUCUCUAAUGUGUUACCUAAUCACAACUUGUAAAAUUGCAAUAACUAAUUUAGUAAUAUAUUACCUAUUGUGUAUUGUAAAAUAUGAUUUGAUAAAACCAGUAAUUAAAUCUCAAACCACUUGGAGUAUUCAAAGCAUUUACUAUCAUAAUAAUUGUUUAAUGAUUACAUUUUCGAAUUAAUUGAAAAACAAAUGUUGUAUACCUACAAAGCCUUACUAACUUUACUACACUACUAAACUAAAUAAUAACUAUUAGGCAUUAACCAUGAUUAAAUAAUUUGAAUUUUGGUUUAGUAUAUUGUACUGUGGUAACAUUCCAUGUGUCUAUAAAACUGAUUAUAAUUUUGCACCUCUGAAAGAAUA
Messenger RNA from Acyrthosiphon pisum (pea aphid), 2789 nucleotides. RefSeq names its product cystinosin homolog. NCBI's taxonomy places the organism in Eukaryota, Metazoa, Arthropoda, Insecta, Hemiptera, Aphididae. Gene Ontology annotation, cellular component: lysosomal membrane. The transcript has 11 exons. Gene Ontology annotation, molecular function: L-cystine transmembrane transporter activity. The record is from RefSeq and is a predicted model, not a curated record. Gene Ontology annotation, biological process: L-cystine transport. The coding region runs from base 912 to 2123 and encodes 403 amino acids.